UCUGUUUUGUUAAACGUGGGGAAAACGCGCAGGUGAAGUUAAAAUUUCUUACAUUUUAGUUUUAAUGCAUAAUAUUUUGGCCCUACGAAUAAAAUUAAAGUUCCGCUGUUUCUGUGCUACAAUGAUUCUCAUAUUCUAGUGUUUUUAUCAAUAGAAUGGCUUCAACUUAUGUCCAGGCGGGAACUGGAACCGUCAGUAACGAGUGUCGCAUGUUGAUCAAUGUGGCCCGGUACUACGAUGUGAUAUCCAAAAUUGUCACCAUUCUGGAUGAAUUGACCAUCUCACUGAUAGGAACAUCCGAUAUACUACACGUUACCCAUCAACCCGAAACCAAAUCGAUUAUCAUCAGUUACGGUGAGACAGAAGAAUUGAAACCAGACUGCAACCCGGAAGAAGUUCCAGCAGAGCACGUACUAUUGACGUCCGAUGAGAUUGUAGAGGAAGAAGUUGUUGCGGCAACUGUGGAGGAGCUGCAAGAAGACGUUAUCAUCGAGGAGCAAGUUGGUGACGAUUUUAUUUAUGUCGAAGAUGAUCAGCUUGCCUCCGAGGAUAUUACGGAAGCAGCUGAUGAUAUUCAAGUUGAUGUUUUUGAUCUUGUGAAGGACGAAGAUGAUCAGUUGGUAGGUUUUGAGCACAGUCAAUUUGAGUUAGAAGAUAACCAAAAUGAGGAGCGAUCGGAGAUCUCGGAAUAUUUAGUGGAAUACCUACAUGAUGCUCAGGAAGUAGAGCAGGAAGAAGAUGAGCCGCCUGAAGCAGAAUGUUUGGAACAGUUCAUUAGUAAUGAACCAACAAUUAUUCCUGAAAGCCUAUUCGUUGCUCGGUACAAAUGUCAAUUUAUCAAAUGUAAUAAGCAAUUUAUGUUUGCCAAAAAAUAUGAUGGUCAUCUUCGAAAAGAUCAUCCGGGAGUUGUACCCAAACCCAUUCAAUUGCAGUGCAAGUACAUUGAUUGCAAUCAAACGUUUGACGACACGUACAAACUCUAUGUUCACCAUAAGAAACAUAAAAUCCAACAGCAUAAAUUAAACGACAAAAUUUCACUGCAUUGUCCGUUUUGCCAAGAGACAUUCACUUCAAAAAUUGCACUUAAAAAACAUGCAAAAGAACACGGCCAGGAUUUUCCAUUGAAAACUCCCAAGCAGAACCUCAAACGAAAAUGUCAGAUUUGUGACGAGGUUCUUGAUUCGAAAAUCAAUGUUUACAACAUUCAUUGCUUGAAGGCGCAUGGUCAAGCUCUCUACAAUUGUUUUAUCUGCGGGAAGGAAUAUUUCCUUCUGGCACAUGCCAGUGAGCACAUUAAAGCCGAUCACAGUAUCGAUUCGGUACAAUCAGCGAUCACCUCAUCUUUGUGGAGAACGUUCGUUAUCGAUGACGUCAACAUUAAUGAGUGUCGCAUGUGCUUCCGAUUAUUUGCAUCCCCCAAAGCAGAACAGCAACACCAAGAAAGUCACAUCAAAGAACUGUCACUCACUUGUGCCAUCUGUGGUGGAAAGCAUUACGAAAGUCAAUGCACUGAGCCGAGGCCAAAAUUUACCUCCGUCUACGAAAAAGUGCAGUGUGACCAAUGCCAAAAAUGGAUGUCAAAGAAGAACAUCAAAGAUCACAAGGCAACACACACCGGCGAGCGGAACUAUCCCUGUACGGUGUGUAAGAAAACAUUUAAAGUACAACGGACAGCGCAUCGGCACAUCCAGAAUCACAUUAACGCGGAGAAUAGGCUACGAAAAUGCUACGACUGUGAGCAAGAGUACACCGAUGAGGAUUUCCUUGUUGAGCACUACGAGCAAAAACACCCGGAAAAACGUCCCUUCAAUUGUUUGAUCUGCGAUGAAGGAUUCUUCCACAAAGCCCAGCUAGGAGAUCAUUCGCACCGACAUUCGGACGAGGAGCGGCGACGGGUAUCGGUGAAAAAUCCAGUGGAGCAUUACCAGAUACGAAACGCCCGGGUUUACGAGUGUACGCUGUGUCGGAGAAGCUUUUCGGCCAAACGGACCACGGUUGCCCACUUUAUCGUACACACGGACCGGCCGUUCACGUGUGAACACUGUAAGAUGUCGUUUAGGACGAAGCCGGCACUGGAAGAUCAUCUGCUCGAUGUGCACAAAAUUAAAUAGUCACAAUUGAAACUAGA
This is a messenger RNA of Armigeres subalbatus, 2128 nucleotides long. Its product is annotated as zinc finger protein 814-like. Bases 156 to 2111 code for a protein of 651 amino acids. Gene Ontology annotation, molecular function: RNA polymerase II transcription regulatory region sequence-specific DNA binding; DNA-binding transcription factor activity, RNA polymerase II-specific. Gene Ontology annotation, cellular component: nucleus. Lineage: Eukaryota; Metazoa; Arthropoda; Insecta; Diptera; Culicidae. Gene Ontology annotation, biological process: regulation of transcription by RNA polymerase II. The record is from RefSeq and is a predicted model, not a curated record. The transcript is spliced from 2 exons.